AUGGAUACCCCACCCCCAGACACCCACCCCACCCCACCCCAACCCGGCCACCACCCCUAUCCCAUCACCCCCAUCCCAACCUUGCGCUUGACCACUGUUAACGUUUUGGUGUCUGCCGAGGUGUCUUCUCUAACCCUGGCUUUUCUCUCCUACGACCGCUACCGCCUCAUAGUGUAUCCGAUCAAGACACUCCAGCGGCGGUCACCCAUGGCCCUGCUGAAAAUCUUCCUCUGCAUCUGGUUAGUGUCUUUCAUAACGCAGAUUCCCACUGCACCAGCUGCGGGUCUGACACCAGAGGGCGCAUGCUCUGAAUACAUUGCUACCUGGGGACAGGAGUACUUCUUCAGCUACAUUCUAGCCUCUCUGUACAUCAUCCCUUUCGGCGUCAUCGUCAUCUGCUACCUCCAGAUAGGCCGGAAAAUGCUGGAAGUCGGCCCGCCGAGCAGCAUGAAGGCCCACCGGCGCAGGCGAAGUGUCAACAUCAUCCUGGGAGUCAUCGUGCUGUAUGCCCUCUGUUGGAUACCAGUCCACAUCGUUCACAUGUGGAUGGCCUUUGACCCGAAAGUCAAUGCCAGGAGCCCGCUGUACGUGGAGCUGCAUACCGCCGCCAACGUCUUGAUUUUCUUCAACAGCAGCGUCAACCCGUUCGUGUACGCCCUCAUCGGCCCGUCGUUUCGCAGACACAUCAGGUUGAUUGCGGUCUCUCUAGCCAAAUGUCAACCUAGGGUUGCUUUUGCCGACCAGAGGAGUGAGAGUAAUCAGAGCCUGUACGGGGCCAAAAACGCACCCGCAUCAUCGGGAGCUCCAGAUCCCAAGACACCGGAAAAUUCGAUCCCCGGUACAUCCGACAAUGCAUGCAACGGUGUACACGAAUCGACUUGGCUUUGAGGUUAUUGCCACCGUAUAGUUGCACACAUAUUUCUGUAUGAGAUGGCAUUCAAGUGAACUGCCUGAACACUUUGCACUAUCUGCACUGACCUCACUUCUAAAAACAUUCCUACUGGUGUGUGACCGAUACUUACCUUGACGAAACUUUUCACCUCUGAGUUAUGUUUACUUUUUGCUUCUGUAUAGCAUCCGCAAUUGGUGCACUUUUAAGCCUUGCUGGGCAUACGUUUAGUGAGGCUUCACGGCGUGAACGCACUCUUUUGGUACACUGUAGUUGGGCAAAAUGGGUUGAUAAUUCGACCAAUGCUGGUCAAAUUAUCAACGGCCUACACUGGCCUUUACUUUCAGUUUUUACCCAAUGAUAGCCACAAAAUGGUUUCACAAAUGUUCAUCUUUGUACGAGUGCUCCGAGUUCCCCACAUGUAUUUUAGAUUUGUGGAAGUGAACGAGUUGCCACAAUCGUUCUCUUUUGUGUCAUGCGAUUUUUCAGUUUCCGUAAAUUGAGAUGCUAGUAGCAAUUUUACAAAGGCCUUUUCCGAGGGUGUUUUUCUGAAGAAAUCAGUGUACCAAAUUUUUUAAAACUCCGACUUUUACAUGCUAAUUUUCCUAUUCGAGGGGUACGGAAGCGCGCCACCAAGGGUCAACUUUCAGGCUCUAUAGCUGGAACAAUUUGGAGUCAUGUGCGAAAUUAAAUUGAAUGCCAUAAUAAAAGGUAGUCUAUGUAAUAUACCCUGGUCCUGGCGAAGCCGACCAUGGCGAUUAAUUAUGCAACUAAACUGCGUAUGACCUCGAAAAACUGAUCAAUCAGCA
Messenger RNA from Patiria miniata (bat star), 1698 nucleotides. RefSeq names its product G-protein coupled receptor 54-like. NCBI's taxonomy places the organism in Eukaryota, Metazoa, Echinodermata, Asteroidea, Valvatida, Asterinidae. The coding region runs from base 1 to 888 and encodes 295 amino acids. Gene Ontology annotation, cellular component: membrane. The record is from RefSeq and is a predicted model, not a curated record. Gene Ontology annotation, biological process: G protein-coupled receptor signaling pathway. The transcript is spliced from 3 exons. Gene Ontology annotation, molecular function: G protein-coupled receptor activity.